This is a messenger RNA of Moneuplotes crassus, 2215 nucleotides long. The record is from the annotation of a GenBank genome assembly. NCBI's taxonomy places the organism in Eukaryota, Ciliophora, Spirotrichea, Euplotida, Euplotidae.
UGAAAAUAAAUCAGAAAUAAAAUAAAGAUGAAAGGCAGCUAUGAUCCUAUCCCGGACACCUGGUUUGAAAUGGAGAACAGAAUAAGAGAUAUUUUGGGUGAACUUAUGAGGCCAAUUAGUAGCCAAAUGGGAGAAAUCCUGGAAACAUGCACAGAAUUUGAAGAAGAACAUGUCGAACACAAGAAAAAUUUCGAGAGGCAUGGUGAUAUGAUCAAGAAAUUAAAGCACCAGUGAGAUGAAAUACCUUCUAUCCAGAAUUCAAUUGUAGAGCUUAAUACCAGACUAACGGAGAAACAAUUUGCUUUGACUAAAAAGACAGACCAUAUAUUAAAUGAAAUAACUGCGAACGAGGAAAGAACAAGGCUCAUCAAGGAAGAUACAAAGGCAUUGACUGAUCUCAACGAUGCUUUAAGAGCAGACAUAAAGCAAUGCCGAAAAAUGACAGGGUCUUACCAUGAUUCCUGAAUUACUAAGAUCAAUCAAGCGAGUGCCAAAUUUAAUGAUGAUUACAUUGAUAUAAUUGAGAGGUUUAACAAACUUAAAGCCAAUGAAGAGCAUUACAGUAAUAUUAUUUCAUACCAAAGAGACAAGGUCAAUGAAAUCUCUGCAGAACUGGAAUUAUGCAAGAGAAAUAUCAAAAGCUUGAAUGUCAACCUUGAGGCAUCUAUUGAAAACACAGCAGCUAAGGCAGACUACAUUCAAGAGAAAAAGACAACCAGGCACGAACUGAUGAUGAAUAGAGAAAGGACUUUUCAACUGGAAACCGAGCUGAAGAAGAUCAAUGAGCUUAGUAGUUUCGUUCAGAAAGAGGUCCCAAACAAGGUGAAUUACAUGAUUGCAGAGAUUCUUGAUUACGUGCUCCUGAAAAGAGGGGAUAGAGAAAGAAUCAGGAAAUACAUUAAGUAUAAAAGCCAGAAUUGGCCUGAUAUUGAGAAAAUGAAACUCCAAGUAAUGGAGUCUACAACAAACAGAAGACAGUCAGUUGUCGAUAGCUCUCCCUCAGAAUUUAUUGAAAAAGCCCAGAGAUUCAACUCCGAACGCUCUGAGAACGAUCAAAGUAUAGCUUCAGAUUCCCCAUAUGAACAUCAGAAAUCUCUCAAUUUUGCUGACAAUAAGCUGCAGAGUCUAAAAUCAAAUGAGCUGAACAAUUCCCUGCCUGAGCAACAGCUAGUGCCUAGUUCUAAGAAGAGGACAUUUCCAGUGACCCAGAUGCUUAAAAAUAAGCCAGAAAGGAGAAGUAAAAGACUAUGGUCAAAGGAUGAAAAUGAUAGCUUGAGUGAUGAUGAAAAGCUCUCAAAAAUGAGUUCCAAUACUAAAAACUCGGUGAGAACUCCAAACUCAAAUUCACAUGUUGUUUCUUCUUUUGAAAAACAGAGUCCAGUUUCUUCAAGUUUUAACAAAACAGCUUCUCCUAGCAUUAACCUUCCACUCAAAGGACUCAACAAAGUGAUUGAAGAGGAUGAUGAGGAUAGGAUAGACUCUCCUGAUGAGAAAAAGCGUGUACCUCCUCAUCUAAACCCCGAAGGAUCACAGAUAAUCCAAGUUGAAAGACUUCCUGCUAAAAAUCGGGACAAUAUCGAAUCCUCUAGUGAAGACUUUGAGAAGUCAGGCUCUUCAGGGUCAACCCCUCGAAUAUUUCACUCUAACCAGAAGAUCAAGCUUUCGAGAGCGGAUACGAUCCAGAGUCCUAAGAAGGAGGCUGGCAAGCCUCCUAGGAAUCGGCAGGCUACACUGCCUCUGACUUUAGUAGAAGAAGGAGAUACUGAUAGUGAAAAUACAGUUAAUGUCCAAGCAACUAUAAAGACAGUUACAGAGGUUGUUGACCAAAAGCUACAAGCUCAAAGCCAACUUCUCACUAACACAAUCGCCACAAAAUUUGAAGAAGAAGGAACUAAACUUGACAAUAAAGUAAGCAAAGAAGAUGACGCUAUAGGUUGACAAAAUCAGGUAAGAUCCUAAUCCAGGCUCCCAACAGAGUAAAGAGGUUCAACUCUGAAAUCCUCAGUGUAGUUCCACAAUCAGCCUCAUGAAAAUGGAUGAAAUUUGGAGUGCUAGAAUACUCUUUUUAUACCUAUACUAUUGAUCUAGAGCAGAAGAGACCUCUAAGUAUUUAUGAGUAGUUUUCUUCCCAAGAAUAUUUGUCUACAAAGACCAUACUAUUUUUAAAUCAUUAAUGUCUUGAAAAUAUAUCAGGUUCUGCUUCUUUAAGACAGAG